Molecule: messenger RNA, 1211 nt
Organism: Elephantulus edwardii (Cape elephant shrew)
Lineage: Eukaryota; Metazoa; Chordata; Mammalia; Macroscelidea; Macroscelididae
Gene: POLR3D
Product: polymerase (RNA) III (DNA directed) polypeptide D, 44kDa
Exons: 8
Coding region: 15-1211 (398 amino acids)
Biological process (GO): transcription by RNA polymerase III
Cellular component (GO): RNA polymerase III complex
Molecular function (GO): DNA binding
Source: RefSeq, a predicted model, not a curated record
UUGUUUCAGGCAAUAUGUCGGAAGGAAACGCUGCCGGCGAGCCUAGCGUCCCGGGAGGGUCCCGGCCCCUCCUCUCUGGAACUCGAGGGCUUAUUGGGAGGCGGCCAGCACCUCCCCUCACCCCGGGCCGCCUUCCAUCGGUCCGCUCCAGAGACCUCACGCUCGGGGGAGUCAAGAAGAAAACCUUCACCCCAAACAUCAUCAGUCGGAAGAUCAAGGAAGAACCUAAAGAAGAAGUAACUGUUAUAAAGGAGAAGCGAGAAAGGGACCGAGAACGACAGCGAGAAGGACAUGGACGUGGCCGGGGUCGCCCAGACGUUAUCCAGUCCCAUUCUAUCUUUGAGCAGGGACCCGCAGAAAUGAUGAAGAAAAAAGGAAACUGGGAUAAAACAGUGGAUAUGUCAGACAUGGGACCCUCUCAUAUCAUCAACAUCAAAAAAGAGAAAAGGGAGACUGAUGAAGAAACAAAACAGAUCCUGCGUAUGCUGGAGAAGGACGAUUUCAUCGAUGACCCUGGGCUGAGGAAUGACACACGAAACAUGCCUGUGCAGCUGCCUCUAGCUCACUCGGGGUGGCUAUUUAAAGAUGAGAAUGAAGAGCCUGAUAUUAAACCUUGGUUGGCAGGCCCCAAGGAAGAGGACAUGGAGGUGGAUGUGCCUGUCGUGAAAGUGAAAGAAGAACCACAAGAUGAGGAAGAGGAGGCCAAGAUGAAGGUUCCCCCAAGAGCAAUCAAGAAGAUGCCAGGCCUCCCCAAAGAUGUAUCUGUGGCAGAGCUGCUCAAAGAGUUGAGCCUCACCAAGGAGGAAGAACUAUUAUUCCUCCAGCUGCCAGACACCCUCCCUGGCCAGCCACCCACUCAGGAUGUCAAGCCUGUCAAGACAGAAGUGCAGGGCGAAGAUGGACAGAUGGUGGUUAUAAAGCAGGAGAAAGAUCGGGAAGCCAAGCUGGCAGAGAACACUUGUAUUCUUGGCAAUUUGACAGAGGGUCAGGUUGGCAAACUGCUUAUCCGGAAGUCGGGAAAGGUGCAGCUCCUCCUGGGCAAGGUGACUCUGGAUGUAACAAUGGGCACUUCCUGCUCCUUCCUCCAGGAGCUGGUGUCCGUGGGCAUUGGAGAUAGCAGGACAGGUGAUAUGACGGUCCUGGGACAUGUGAAACACAAACUUGUGUGUUCCCCUGAUUUUGAAUCCCUAUUGGAUCACAAACAUCGGUAA